AUGUCCCUCUACUACCCGCCCUUGAACUGGCAACAAACCUACGAAAUCUGGUCUGGUCAUAUUGACGAAGCGGACCGUGCGGGAAUUGUCGUCGACAAAGGCGAGUUAACCAGCUUUGCCAAUCGGAUUUUCAAUGCUCAACUGCGUCCGGGGUCUGGUCCUGUUUGGAACGGCCGGCAGAUUCGCAAUGCCUUCCAGAGUGCCCUUGCCCUGGCCUCAUACAACACUCAAGAGGGAUCCAAAAUCGAGCUCAGCACGACCUAUUUCCAUAAGGUCUUUACGGUGUCGGACAAUUUUAGUAGAUAUAUCUGGACCACUCAGAAUAUGCAAGAUGACGCGGAUCGGAACCGUGACGCCAUGAUCCGGCGAGACGAUUUUAAUUCUAACCCAUCUGAAGGGCUCUACUCGCAGCCUCCUCCGCAAGGCACCACCUUUCAGCCAGCAUACCUCCAAGGAGGAAUCCUUCAAUCGACAUCUUCACCAUUCGGACACCAGACCACUCAGCAAAUGGGAGGCCUGGGCGGCGGUCAGACCUAUAUGGGUAACGGUCAGAACCUCCAGGCCAGUAUGCAGCCCAUGCCUAACCCACUGGGUCAGCAACUUGGUCAGCCAUUCCAACAGCAGCAACAGCUAAGCUCACAAUCUACCAUGCAACCACAAUUCCAUGUGCUCAGCAACGGAAUUACCAAUAAUAGUUAUGGUUUGCAACAGUCGCAGCAGCAGCAGCAGCAGCAGCCAAGUCCACAGCUGACCCUGCAAUCCCAACCUCAGAUGCCAAGCAACAGCGGAAACAGCGGAAACAGCGACAACCAUACCUUGCAGCAGGUGCAACCACCACAGCAGCAACCGCAGCAAGCUCAAUUCCUCUCACAACCUGCUACCAUGGCAUCACUUACGCAAACUACAACAUCACAGUCCGCAUUGCCGACAUUCGGUCAGCCCUUUGGCCAUUCGUAA
Molecule: messenger RNA, 957 nt
Organism: Aspergillus luchuensis
Lineage: Eukaryota; Fungi; Ascomycota; Eurotiomycetes; Eurotiales; Aspergillaceae
Exons: 1
Coding region: 1-957 (318 amino acids)
Source: RefSeq, a predicted model, not a curated record